Molecule: messenger RNA, 507 nt
Organism: Cladocopium goreaui
Lineage: Eukaryota; Dinophyceae; Suessiales; Symbiodiniaceae
Source: the annotation of a GenBank genome assembly
AUGCCAUCGGCAAGUCUACUUAAAGUCUUGCAGCUGACGAAUGGUACUUCAUCCUCGUCGACGUCGUCCAAGUCUGACUCUUCCUCUGACUCUGACUCCUCGUCGGCAUCAGAAGAAGAGCAAUGGCAAGGAGUACCGAACCCGUCUUUAGGCGUUGCACCUGAAGUUGAUACUGAGUACGAGUACGUGCCCAACCCGGCCCUCAACAUUGCCCCCCCCUCGCCUGUAGGUGGCGUCGUGGACAGUCCAGAGGAGGUUGCAGGAUCCAAUGGGAGCGCAAGUGUGGCAUCUUGGAAUGAGGGUGUGCUGGGUGCCGGCAGCGCAGGAGAGCAGGACAACGGGCAGACUCUGGAACGUCCACUGAAAAUCCAGAGGUGCAGCUUGUGUCAUGACUUUGAUGAUUUGUUGGAGACGUAUCUUGAAGCGGCGGACGAGUUGGAGAAAACACAGCAGAAAGUGCUGGAGUUGCAGGCCAUUUUAGCAUCGCAGCAGAACCGUACAGGAUAG